UCCACACUCGUUUAGCGGCCAGUCUGUGGCUUCUUGCGCGAUCCUAGAGCGGCAUAACAGAAAAACAUAUUUCUCAAAUUCUCAUUUUUAAAUAUUUUGAGAACGUACUAGCUUCUAUAGUCACAGACAACGGCGGUCAACCAAUGGCAGUACAGGAAUUCAUCAGUAUUAUAAAAUACACCAAUAGUAGGAAAUAAUUUAAGACGAAGAAAACAGACAUUUUCAAAUACACCGACAUUGCUGGACCAAUAGGCAACGGACAGAUAUUUUUAAUUAUUGUAUGGCAAAUUGACAAGUGCGCGGGGUGUCUGCUAUUAUUCUAUACGUAUUUUAUGGAUUCUAUUUAUUUACGUUCAAUUAGACAUUAUUCGGCUACUAAAACAGAUAGACCUAUUAAAAGUAUCAGCGAAACAUUUGUGAAAUUACUUGUGAAUAGUGUGCGUCAUAAUUAUAACUGAUAAAGAUAUAUAGCUAAUAUAGUAUUAUCUAACAGUGUUCUCAUAUAUAAUUGGAUGAUCAAAAAUGAUAGGAGAUAACGUGACAUUGAUUGUGAAGGCACCAAACCAGCAGAUCGAGGACCAAAACAUAGAGUGCCAGACGUCCUGGACCGUGAAGCAAUUAAAGGGACAUCUCUCCGUGGUAUACCCAAGCAAACCGAAAGAAGAUGAACAGAAAAUAAUAUACUCCGGACAACUUUUAGACGACAAAACAAUACUCAAGGAUGUUCUGAGGGACUACGAUAAUCAGAUCGCGCAUACUAUGCACCUAGUUUGCUCCAACAAGAAGAUGAUGGAACAAAAGCAAGAACUACCUAAAACUGACGGCUUACGCCAAAGACACGUCACUGAGAACGUCCCACCUCCAGCGGAAACGCCGACGUCACGGCCAGAGACGAGGCAAAAUGACCAGAACCACACAGUUGAAAUGCAGAAUUACCUUAAUUCAUACUUGAAUAACUACGGGAGGGUACCCCCAUAUCCAAACUACAAUCUUGGAGAGGCGUACCUUCCAGUACCAAAUGACCCAGCUUCCAUGGCAAAUCACGUGCUUAUGGUGCAGCAGGCAUAUAUCCAGUAUAUGCAACAGUAUAAUAAUAUGCGCCAGACCCUGGCGGAGACGCAGCCGACCCCGCCCCCCGCGGCGGCGCCCCCGCCCCCGGCCGCCGCGCCCGAGGCCGAGCCGGAGGACGGGCCGGCGCACGACUGGCUCGACAUCCUGUACUUGGCCUCCCGCUGCGGCAUACUGCUGUCGCUGUUCUGGCUCUACGGCAGCCCGGCGCGCCUGCUGCUCGUCGUGCUGCUAGCCGCGGCCGGCUACUUACACCAGAUCGGUUUCUUCCGCGACCUGCACUUGAACCCGAGGAACAACCAACCGAACCAACCGAACCAGCCAAACCAGCCGGGUCGCAACCAGCAACCCCAGAAUAACGAGAACCAGAACCGCGAACCAACCGCUCGUCCCAACAACGAACCGCCAAAUAACGCUCAAGGCAACCAGCAAUCGUUACUCGCUGUCACCUGGAUGAUAUUCACGACGUUCUUUUCUUCGUUAGUACCCGAAGCCAAUAACUGAAUUCCUUUAUUAUAAGUGUGAGUUAGACCAGGUUAGUAUUUUACUAAGAGGCUCAUAAUAGGCUUGUAGAUAAAAUAGUGAUGUGUUCGAUAUUUAAAAAAAAUUACGAUAUCUUUUUCGCGAUUUUUAUAUAUCCCGUAAAAAAUCUAAGUAUCCAAAACUAUACCACCAGUGACACCAUUAUUGCCACUUACAUAAAUCACUGGAAUUCCGAGUCAUAGACAGUUUAUAUUGUCUAUGAAUUUGCUUACCGAUAUCUAUAUUCUUUUGUAUAAAGUAUUGAAAUCGAUUCCAGUAUUUAAUACGAUAUAAUAUAUCAACUAUCACUAUUGGCUCUUGUUGCAUGUCUAGCUCAAAAAGCGGCUAUAAAAAAUGCCGCAUCUCUCGCAUAAAACGGCGACAUGACAGCUACAGACUUGCGCCUGAAACCGUUAAAAAAAAUUGCUCAUUGAUUCCAUUUGUAAAAAGACGUUUUCUUGGUUUUUUUCAAUAACGAAAUGUUCAUAGUUUCGAUAAGAGACUGUUAACAUAUAGUAUUUUUUAUGUGCAUGCAUCUCAAACUGUAGAGUAUUUUAAUAAGAAGCUCAUAAAACAUCUUAUAAAAAUCGGCUAUAAAAAUUGUUCAUUCACUAAGUCACAAGUCUAUAAAAUAUAGUCUAAUAAGAGAAAAUCCUAAAGUUUAGGGGACUCGUAAACUUACACUUGACAGUUUAAAAAAAAUUAAAAUAAAAAAUAAAUACAAACACAACACACCACACCUUGUGGCAAGAACCAUAGACAAGCGAGAUUAUAAUAUCUAAGUUCGUAAAAUCGAUUGGUGAAAGGUAGAUGUAUCCCUAGGAAUCUUCUUUGCAUUCUUUGAAUAGGCGUUACUUAGGCAUUACCUUGCCCGUCGUUAGUGAAAACGGAUUGUAAUGUCCGAUUUUUAUUAUACGUCAAAAAAAAUUUAAAAGUGUUAGAAUGCACUUUGCUUGCUUUAAUAUUGGGUCUCUAAAUUGCCUGAAAUCUUUAUAAAUAGGAUUUAUGGGCAGCCAUUGAUUUUGGUGUCACCUUUAGUGCGUGCUCAUUUAUAACUAGACAGCUACUAUUUCUA
This is a messenger RNA of Pararge aegeria (speckled wood butterfly), 2665 nucleotides long. RefSeq names its product homocysteine-responsive endoplasmic reticulum-resident ubiquitin-like domain member 2 protein (gene Herp). Gene Ontology annotation, molecular function: protein binding. The coding region runs from base 523 to 1572 and encodes 349 amino acids. Gene Ontology annotation, biological process: endoplasmic reticulum unfolded protein response. The record is from RefSeq and is a predicted model, not a curated record. The transcript is spliced from 4 exons. Lineage: Eukaryota; Metazoa; Arthropoda; Insecta; Lepidoptera; Nymphalidae.